AUGUAAAUUUCUUAAGAAUUUGAUUUUUUUGUCAUUGGAGGUGGCUCAGGAGGAUUGGCUGCUGCUAAAUAAGCUGCAUCAUAUGGAGCUAAAGUAGGUUUGGCUGAUUUUGUAAAACCUUCUCCAUAAGGAACCAAAUGGGGUUUAGGUGGUACUUGUGUGAAUGUGGGAUGUAUUCCAAAGAAAUUAAUGCAUUUUGCAGCUAUGGCAGGAGAACUUAGAAAAGAUUAAAUAGAAGCAGGGUAAGAAAAUUAAUAUAUAUUUAGAUGGAUAGAUACUGAUAUUUAAGGAAAACAUGAUUGGAAUAGAAUGACAGAGAAUGUACAAAAUCAUAUAAAAAAACUUAAUUUUUCAUAUAAAAAUUAGUUAAACAAAAAGGAAGUUAAAUAUUACAAUAAAUUAGCAGAAUUAGAAAAAUCCAAUAUUGUGAAAGUAUAUUAUUAUAUAUAUAAUAUAUAGUUAAUUGACAAGGAUGGAGGAAUAGAAUUUGUAAAAUCAAAAUACAUACUAAUUGCAGUAGGUGGAAGACCCAGUUAUCCAGACAAUAUUCCUGAAAUAGAAAAAAAAGUAAUUACAUCAGAUGAUUUGUUUUGGUUACCUAAUAAUCCAGGUAAAACUCUUAUUGUAGGUGCUUCUUAUGUAGCACUUGAAUGUGGAGGCUUUUUGAAUGGUUUAGGUUAUGAUACUACUAUAAUGGUUAGAAGUAUACUUUUAAGAGGAUUUGAUUAAGAAAUAGCAGGUAAGAUUGAAGAUUACAUGGUGGAGAAUGGAAUUAAAUUUAUAAAGGAAGCUAUUCCUAUUAAUAUAGAAUUAACUGAAAAUAAUAAAAGAUUAGUAACUUGGACUUAAAAAGGAAUUCAAAAUAGUGAUAUAUUUGAUACUGUGAUUAUUGCCACUGGUAGAAAAAGUGAUACUAAUAAAUUGAAUCUAGAAUAAAUUGGUGUUAAAACUAAUAAAAAUGGAAAAAUUAUAUGUACUAUUGAUGAUAGAACAUCUAUUAUGAAUAUCUAUGCUAUUGGUGAUUGUGUUGAUGGUAGACCAGAACUUACUCCUACAGCCAUAAAAUGUGGAUAAUUAUUGGCUAAUCGAUUAUUUGGUGGAUAAAAGAAAAUGAUGUGUUAUUAAUUUGUUCCUACAACUAUUUUUACUCCACUUGAAUAUGGUUGUAUAGGUUAUUCAGAAGAAGAGGCCAUAAAUAAAUUUACAUAAAAUGAAAUUAUUAUUUAUCAUUCCAUUUUUAAACCUUUAGAAUGGAAUCUAUUGGAAUCUCAUUAUGCAUAAGCUUGUAUGAUUAAAUUAAUUGUAUUGGUAUCUACAAGAAGAGUUAUUGGUUUACAUUAUUUGGGACCUAAUGCAGGUGAAAUUGUUUAGGGUUAUGCAAUUGCUAUGAAAUUAGGAGCUACAAAAGAAUAAUUUGAUUCAACUAUUGGUAUUCAUCCUACUUGUUCAGAAGUAUAUUUAUAAUCUAAUUAAUAGGAAAUUUUAACUCUUACAGCAAUUAAAGGCAUUGAUAAUCCAUAAAAAGAAGGUUGCUGAGGUU
Molecule: messenger RNA, 1540 nt
Organism: Paramecium pentaurelia
Lineage: Eukaryota; Ciliophora; Oligohymenophorea; Peniculida; Parameciidae
Source: the annotation of a GenBank genome assembly